CAGGCCCCCGUGCCCGCUCCCGCCCCGCGGCCCGCUCCCCGCCCGCCCGGCUCGGCUGCCGUCGCCCGCGCAGCCCGUCGCCCCGCGGCAGACCCAGCACUCCGGCUCGCUGGCUGGUGCGCGCCGCGGCCAUGCAGCGCCGGGGCGCCCUGUUCGGCGUGCCGGGCGCCAGCGGCAGCGGCGGCAGGAAGAUGGCUGCAGGAGACAUCGGCGAGCUGCUGGUGCCCCACAUGCCCACGAUUCGCGUGCCCAGGUCCGGGGACAGGGUCUACAAGAACGAGUGCGCCUUCUCCUACGACUCGCCGAAUUCUGAAGGUGGACUCUAUGUUUGCAUGAAUACAUUUUUGGCCUUUGGAAGGGAACAUGUUGAAAGACAUUUUCGGAAAACUGGACAGAGUGUAUACAUGCACCUGAAAAGACACGUACGAGAGAAAGUAAAAGGGGCAUCUGGUGGAGCUUUACCAAAAAGGAGGAAUUCCAAGAUUUUUUUAGAUCUAGAUACUGAUGACGAUUUAAAUAGCGACGAUUAUGAAUAUGAAGAUGAAGCCAAACUUGUUAUAUUCCCAGACCACUAUGAAAUAGCACUACCAAAUAUUGAGGAGUUACCUGCCCUGGUAACAAUUGCUUGUGAUGCAGUUCUUAGCUCAAAAUCUCCAUACAGAAAGCAGGACCCAGACACAUGGGAAAAUGAAUUGCCAGUAUCCAAGUAUGCCAAUAACCUCACCCAGUUGGACAAUGGGGUCAGGAUUCCUCCAAGUGGUUGGAAGUGUGCCAGGUGUGACCUGCGGGAAAACCUCUGGUUGAAUCUCACCGAUGGCUCCGUGCUGUGUGGGAAGUGGUUCUUUGACAGCUCUGGGGGCAAUGGGCACGCGCUGGAGCAUUACAGAGACAUGGGCUACCCUCUAGCUGUGAAACUGGGAACCAUCACUCCUGAUGGGGCAGAUGUUUAUUCUUUUCAAGAAGAGGAACCUGUUUUGGAUCCUCACUUGGCCAAGCACUUAGCUCAUUUUGGAAUUGACAUGCUUCAUAUGCACGGGACAGAGAAUGGGCUCCGGGACAAUGACAUCAAGCCGCGGGUCAGCGAGUGGGAAGUGAUCCAGGAGACGGGGACGAAGCUGAAGCCCAUGUAUGGCCCCGGGUACACGGGCCUCAAGAACCUGGGCAACAGCUGCUAUCUGAGUUCCGUCAUGCAGGCCAUCUUCAGCAUCCCGGAGUUCCAGCGAGCGUAUGUAGGAAAUCUUCCAAGAAUAUUUGACUACUCUCCUUUAGAUCCAACACAAGAUUUCAAUACACAAAUGACUAAGUUAGGACAUGGCCUUCUCUCAGGCCAGUAUUCAAAACCUCCGGUGAAAUCUGAACUCAUUGAACAGGUGAUGAAGGAGGACCAUAAGCCUCAACAGAAUGGGAUCUCUCCACGCAUGUUUAAGGCCUUUGUAAGCAAGAGUCAUCCAGAAUUCUCCUCUAACAGACAGCAAGAUGCCCAGGAAUUCUUCUUGCACCUGGUGAAUCUAGUAGAGCGGAACCGCAUUGGCUCAGAAAAUCCAAGUGAUGUUUUUCGGUUUUUGGUGGAAGAACGUAUUCAGUGCUGUCAGAGCCGAAAAGUCCGCUACACAGAGAGGGUGGAUUACCUGAUGCAGUUACCUGUGGCCAUGGAGGCAGCAACCAACAAAGAUGAACUGAUCGCCUAUGAAUUAACAAGAAGGGAAGCAGAAGCAAACAGAAGACCCCUUCCUGAGUUGGUUCGUGCCAAGAUACCAUUUAGUGCCUGCCUUCAGGCCUUUUCUGAACCAGAAAAUGUGGAUGAUUUCUGGAGCAGCGCCCUACAGGCAAAGUCUGCGGGUGUGAAAACAUCUCGCUUUGCCUCAUUCCCUGAAUACUUGGUAGUGCAGAUAAAGAAGUUCACUUUUGGUCUUGACUGGGUUCCCAAAAAAUUUGAUGUUUCUAUUGAUAUGCCAGACCUACUUGAUAUCAACCAUCUCCGAGCCAGGGGGUUACAGCCAGGAGAAGAGGAACUUCCAGACAUCAGCCCCCCCAUUGUCAUUCCUGAUGACUCAAAAGAUCGCCUGAUGAACCAACUGAUAGACCCAUCGGACGUCGAUGAGUCGUCAGUGAUGCAGCUGGCCGAGAUGGGUUUCCCUCUGGAAGCGUGUCGGAAGGCGGUGUACUUCACUGGAAACAUGGGAGCCGAGGUGGCCUUCAACUGGAUCAUUGUUCACAUGGAAGAGCCAGAUUUUGCGGAACCGUUGACCAUACCUGGUUAUGGAGGAGCAGCUUCCGCUGGAGCCUCUGUUUUUGGUGCUACUGGGUUGGAUAACCAGCCCCCAGAGGAGAUUGUGUCUAUCAUUACCUCCAUGGGAUUCCAUCGAAAUCAGGCUAUUCAGGCGCUACGAGCAACGAAUAGUAACCUGGAAAGAGCCCUGGAUUGGAUCUUUAGCCACCCUGAGUUUGAAGAGGACAGUGACUUUGUGAUCGAGAUGGAGAAUAAUGCCAAUGCAAACAUUAUUUCUGAGGCCAAGCCUGAAGGACCUAGAGUCAAGGAUGGAUCUGGAAUGUAUGAAUUAUUCGCAUUCAUCAGUCACAUGGGAACAUCGACAAUGAGUGGCCAUUAUGUUUGCCAUAUCAAAAAGGAAGGCAGGUGGGUGAUCUACAACGACCACAAAGUGUGUGCCUCAGAAAGGCCCCCUAAAGACCUGGGCUACAUGUACUUUUACCACAGGAUACCAAGCUAAACCUCAGACGUCCAAGUCGGCGAGAAGCCACACGCCUUUUUAAUUUGCCAAAAAAAAAA
This is a messenger RNA of Molossus molossus (Pallas's mastiff bat), 2788 nucleotides long. It is a transcript of the gene USP13, whose product is annotated as ubiquitin specific peptidase 13. The coding region runs from base 132 to 2729 and encodes 865 amino acids. Gene Ontology annotation, molecular function: protein binding; cysteine-type deubiquitinase activity; zinc ion binding. Lineage: Eukaryota; Metazoa; Chordata; Mammalia; Chiroptera; Molossidae. The transcript has 21 exons. The record is from RefSeq and is a predicted model, not a curated record. Gene Ontology annotation, biological process: protein deubiquitination.